AAGCAGGAAGAGAGCUGGCUGGAAGACACAUACCCCCUGAAGAUCGAGAGGGAGGCCGUCUGGGUACUACCUAGCAGUUACAUCAGACUGAGACACUUCCUGUUUACAGCAGACUAUAAAACCCCUGCCCCAUCCUCUUUGGUGCUGACGCCAUUUUAAGCCUCAGCCCACCUGCACCCAGGCGCUCAUUAAAACAGCGUGUUGCUACACACCGCCUUGUGUUGUUGGCGCGCUCUCAGGGUUUGAACCGAUAGAAGAGCCUUGCAGAGACAAUUCAUAAGCUGUGGCCAUGACUACUGAAGUAGGCUCUGCGUCUGAAGUGAAGAAGGACUCUAGCCAGUUAGGAACAGAUGCAACCAAGGAAAAACCUAAAGAAGUAGCAGAAAAUCAGCAGAAUCAGUCUUCCGAUCCAGAGGAGGAAAAAGGUUCCCAGCCACCUCCUGCAGCUGAAAGCCAAAGUAGUCUACGCCGCCAGAAGAGAGAGAAGGAAACAUCGGAGAGCAGGGGUAUUUCUCGGUUCAUACCGCCAUGGCUUAAGAAGCAAAAGUCAUAUACCUUAGUAGUGGCCAAAGAUGGAGGAGAUAAAAAAGAGCCUACCCAAGCUGUUGUUGAAGAACAGGUCUUAGAUAAAGAGGAACCCCUUCCAGAAGAACAGAGACAGGCUAAGGGUGAUGCUGAAGAAAUGGCUCAGAAGAAACAAGAGAUUAAAGUUGAAGUCAAGGAAGAAAAACCCUCAGUGAGCAAGGAAGAAAAACCCUCAGUGAGCAAAGUGGAGACGCAGCCUACUGAAUUAGUAAGUAAGGAGAGAGAAGAGAAGGUAAAAGAAACACAGGAAGACAAAUUAGAAGGAGCAGCAGCAAAAAGGGAGACCAAGGAAGUGCAGACCAAUGAGCUGAAAGCAGAGAAGGCAUCUCAAAAAGUCACCAAGAAGACCAAAACUGUCCAGUGUAAAGUGACCCUCUUAGAUGGCACCGAAUACAGCUGUGACCUGGAGAAACAUGCCAAGGGACAAGUGUUAUUUGACAAAGUGUGUGAACACCUCAAUCUCUUGGAGAAAGACUACUUUGGACUUUUGUUUCAGGAAAGCCCUGAGCAGAAAAACUGGUUAGAUCCUGCUAAAGAAAUAAAGAGACAACUGAGAAACCUUCCAUGGCUAUUCACUUUUAAUGUGAAGUUUUAUCCUCCUGAUCCUUCUCAAUUGACUGAAGAUAUCACCAGAUACUUCUUGUGCCUUCAGCUCCGGCAGGACAUUGCCUCUGGCCGCCUGCCCUGCUCUUUUGUGACUCAUGCUCUCCUGGGAUCCUACACCCUGCAGGCUGAACUUGGUGACUAUGACCCAGAAGAACAUGGCAGCAUCGACCUCAGUGAAUUCCAGUUUGCCCCUACUCAGACUAAGGAGCUGGAAGAGAAGGUGGCAGAGCUGCACAAAACCCACAGGGGCUUAUCGCCAGCACAAGCUGAUUCCCAGUUCUUAGAAAAUGCAAAGAGGCUUUCCAUGUAUGGUGUUGACCUACAUCAUGCCAAGGACUCAGAAGGUGUGGACAUCAAGCUGGGCGUGUGUGCUAAUGGACUUCUCAUUUACAAAGACAGACUGAGAAUCAAUCGUUUUGCUUGGCCGAAAAUCUUAAAAAUUUCCUAUAAACGCAGUAACUUCUACAUUAAAGUCAGACCAGCAGAGCUGGAACAGUUUGAGAGUACCAUUGGAUUCAAACUGCCAAACCACCGGGCAGCGAAAAGACUAUGGAAAGUGUGCGUGGAGCAUCAUACUUUCUACAGGCUUGUUUCUCCAGAGCAGCCACCAAAAGCCAAGUUCCUGACCUUGGGGUCCAAAUUUCGCUAUAGUGGCCGCACCCAAGCACAGACCCGCCAGGCCAGCACCCUCAUUGAUAGGCCAGCACCACACUUUGAGCGCACUUCUAGUAAACGGGUCUCCAGGAGUCUAGAUGGAGCUCCGAUUGGUGUCAUGGACCAAAGUCUUAUGAAGGAUUUUCCUGGCGCUGCUGGGGAGAUUUCAGCCUAUGGACCUGGACUUGUCAGCAUUGCCGUGGUACAAGAUGGGGACGGCAGGAGGGAAGUGAGAAGCCCAACUAAAGCCCCACAUUUGCAGCUCAUUGAAGGAAAGAAAAAUUCCUUGAGAGUAGAAGGGGAUAAUAUUUAUGUCAGACAUAGCAAUUUAAUGUUGGAGGAACUGGAUAAGGCCCAGGAGGACAUACUGAAACAUCAGGCUAGCAUUAGUGAACUCAAGCGCAAUUUUAUGGAAUCCACACCUGAGCCGCGCCCUAAUGAAUGGGAAAAACGACGUAUCACACCUCUGUCCCUACAGACACAAGGGAGCCUAGAAGAGGAGAUAACAUCAAUUUUGUUUAGUGAAAAGGGCUUUUCUGAUAGCAUGAAAGCCACCUUCACUUCAGCCACCACUUGGACAGCAGAGGGCGCUGUUGUGAGCGCUAAUGCACCUUCUGAAAAGCUUUCUUCCUCGCCCUUCUCACACUUGCUUGAGACACGUGCUCCUGAGUCAGAAGGGCCUUGCACUGGAGCCAGGGAUGCUGUUAAGAGUUCACAUGAGACUCUGAAUAUAGUGGAGGAGAAGAAGCGGGCAGAGGUUGGGAAAGACGAAAGAGUAAUCACAGAAGAAAUGAAUGGUAAAGAGAUAUCACCUGGGAGUGGUCCUGGGGAGAUUCGUAAGGUGGAGCCUGUGACACAAAAAGACUCCACCUCCCUGUCUUCUGAGAGCAGCAGCAGCAGCAGUGAGAGUGAGGAGGAAGACGUGGGAGAGUACCGUCCCCACCACCGAGUGACCGAGGGCACCAUCAGGGAGGAACAGGAGUAUGAAGAAGAGGUGGAGGAAGAACCCCGCCCGGCAGCCAAGGUAGUAGAGAGGGAGGAAGCAGUGCCCGAAGCCAGCCCAGUCACACAAGCAGGUGCCAGUGUAAUCACAGUAGAAACAGUGAUCCAGGAAAAUGUAGGUGCCCAAAAGAUACCCGGAGAGAAGAGUGUACACGAAGGCGCUCUUAAGCAAGACAUGGGAGAAGAAGCAGAGGAAGAGCCACAGAAAGUUAACGGAGAGGUGUCCCAUGUUGACAUUGAUGUUUUGCCACAAAUUAUUUGUUGUUCAGAGCCACCAGUGGUAAAAACAGAGAUGGUAACAAUUUCUGAUGCCUCACAAAGGACAGAAAUCUCCACCAAGGAAGUCCCCAUUGUCCAAACUGAGACCAAAACCAUCACAUAUGAGUCUCCACAGAUUGAUGGCGGGGCUGGUGGUGAUUCGGGCACGUUACUGACCGCACAAACCAUCACAUCUGAGUCCGUGUCAACAACGACAACCACACACAUCACCAAGACUGUAAAAGGUGGAAUUUCUGAAACAAGAAUUGAGAAACGCAUUGUGAUCACAGGAGAUGGAGAUAUUGAUCAUGACCAGGCACUGGCUCAGGCGAUCAGGGAAGCCAGAGAGCAGCACCCUGACAUGUCGGUCACAAGAGUGGUGGUACACAAAGAAACAGAGUUGGCUGAGGAAGGGGAAGAUUAAGUAAGAAAGUCAUUUUUUUAAACAACACUCAACUUUGUGAACCCCUGAAGAUUUUUUGACCGUUCCAAGUCUUAAUGCCACACCACUAUUCCAGCGAAUUUAUGCUACAACUGGUAACAAUGACCAGAAGCCUGAAGAAUUAAAAUGCCAACACCAAACCUUUCCUUACCAGCUCUGGUCUAUAUUGCUCCCAUGCAUUUAAUAUAUUAUUUUGUUUUAUAACCACUUCUAAAUAUUCUCGGUUCUUUCUUUUUGUUGUUGUUAAUUAAGGGGUUUUGGUUUUGUUUUCUGUUUACUUUGUGUGCAACUACCUGCUUUUAAUGACUCACUUUGAUCAAAUGACAGUGAACAAAGCCAGCCCAAGCUGGUAAGGUGCUGUUCACUUGAACAGGUGCUGUUGUGCAGAAAGGAAACUCUGUGACUAAUUUAGAUAGUGGCUUUCCUUCUUCUGGAUUCUUUUCAUUGAAUUCUCACAGUAAAUAUUUACGAAGUUUUCAAAUUGCAGCAAAUAUACUGUAUGAGAAAAUAUUAAUACAGAUUAAAAGCAUUUCUUACAUCUUGAAAAUUUUCUAAUAUUUGAGAAUUUCACAGGGAUGUUUUUUAUAUUGGACCCCUUUGACCUUCCAGUCCUGUGACUUUCUACUUUUAGUAGAGAGUCAGAAUCUCUGGACUGGAGAAUAAUGAAGAAGUUCACUGACUGUGCACUGUGCUUAGAGACCCUGCCGCACCACAGUGCCAAUGCUUGUCAGACACAUGCCCUUCGGCAGCAUUCCAGAACAGGAGGGAAGAGAAAGAGAAAACUUUCUUCCCUUCUACUAAACGAUUCAGGCAGCUUAAAACCUUAGUGCUUUCUUUCUUAACAUACCCAAAUUUCAAUUCUUUCCAUUAUUUGAACACUUGGGUAGAACUCUUGCUUUGUAUUAAACCUCCUUGUCUACACAUGUAAAACUGACCUUUUGUUAUUGAGCAGGCCUAUCUCUUUCAGAUAGUUUUAUGAUUCACACAGGUUUGAGGAUGCUGGGGAGAGGGGGAGGGGGCUGUGGUGGUGUUCUGUUGGUUACAAGAAAGUUAUACCAUUUAAAGCUGGCACCAGAGACCUGAUAGGGACUUAUUAACUAUAUUGAACAUUUUUUCCUUUGCCUUUGACCCUAUGUAUAGUUACGAUGCCAGAUUAGAUUUAUAGCAGCUUCAAGUUGUAUUAAAUGAUAUUUUGCUUCCUGUAAUACUGUUAUAAAAUAAAGUUUGUUUAUUCUCUAAA
Gorilla gorilla gorilla (western lowland gorilla) is the source of this 4787-nucleotide messenger RNA. RefSeq names its product erythrocyte membrane protein band 4.1 like 2 (gene EPB41L2). The transcript has 22 exons. Gene Ontology annotation, molecular function: structural molecule activity; actin binding. Gene Ontology annotation, cellular component: cytoskeleton; plasma membrane. The record is from RefSeq and is a predicted model, not a curated record. Gene Ontology annotation, biological process: cortical actin cytoskeleton organization; actomyosin structure organization. Lineage: Eukaryota; Metazoa; Chordata; Mammalia; Primates; Hominidae. Bases 290 to 3529 code for a protein of 1079 amino acids.